AGCGGGCCCGAAAGGUGCGGGUUGGUGGGGCAGAAUUUCGAGUCUUUGGGAGGGGCAAAGGGAGGGGCGUGGCGUGGUCUCGGGCUCUUCCCCCUCCGCCCCCUCCCCCCAGUUCUUUUUCAGUUAUUUGUCCGCUCCGGCCGUUCCCCCUCCCUCCUCUCCCCGGGGCUUGGUGUGAGCCCACACCUGGUCGGGAGCCCAAGUCCCACCCGGGAGCCGCCUUCCCCCCUCCCCCCCGGGCUGGGAAUGGGCAACGUGCAGUCUGAGCCGCCCCCCGGCUCAGAGCCCGGCACGGCCCGGGCCUCGCGGAAGGAGCCGGCCUCGGACCGCCCUGCCAACGCCAGCCGCCGAGGUCCCCUGGCUGAGGCCGAGUCGUCGCCAGCGCCUCCAGCCACAGGGCCCCCUACUCUGCGCCUGGCCCGCGGCCCAGGGGUCUGGUUCCCUGGGGGCCCCACACCGCCGGGGCUCUUGGUGCCCCCCGAGGGUGCCCCCGGGGUACUACCCUCGCCUCCUCAGCCUGCCCCGCUGGCGCCCGCUCCGCUUGACCUGCAGCCGCCCGCCGGACCCCCGCCCGAGGAGCCUCCUCCGACGGCGGCGGGAACUGCAGGGCCGCUGCUCCCUACGCCCCCUAAGUGGCGAAAGCCUCCGGGGACGCCUGUACCCCGGAUACGGGGCCUGCUGGAGGCGCGCCACCGAGGCCAGGGUGACCCUCCAGGCCUUCGCCUGCUGCCCCCACCCCCACCCCCACCCCUACCCCCUCCACGGCCCCCAGCGGACGGGCCUGAGCCUUCAGGGGGGCCAGCCCUGCCGCCCCCAACCCCUCCCCCGCCCCCAGAACCUCAGAAACCUCCUCCUGAGAGGGAAGCGCCCCCGGGCCGGAGAACCGCCCCUCCUGGGGGCUCCCCACGAGGCGGGGCAGGCGAAGGCAGGGCGCACCAGACGGGCAGCCCAGGGAGGGAGGGUCUGGCGGCCGGAGGCGGUGAGGGAGAGCCCCCGCCUGCGGCUGAGCCGGGCCUCAGCCUGCUGUGCAAAGUGACCUUCCAGUCCGGCUCGCUCCUGGUCGGCGGGGCCGCCGCACCUCCCAAGCCUCCGGUUCGAGGAGGCGGCCUGCCCUUCUCUUCGGGAGCCAUCUCCUAUGCCGAGGCCCUAAAGCAGGGCUCUCCGGGGCCUGGGUCCCCCAGGGGCCCAGGAGAAGCUAACCGGAGUACUCUGGAGACAGAGGGUGGAGAAGGUGAUGGAGAGGGUCCAGCCGGGGGCACCCCGCCUGUACUUCCUGCCCCACCUCCUCCCCCAACACCCCGGGCACCACCCCCACCUUACGCCCCUUUCCCAGGGGCCAAGCCCAAGUUUGACUGGGUGACCCCGCCCGAGGGCCCUGAACGACACUUUCAGUUCAAUGGGGCUAGCGGUGGUAGUGGCAGUGGUAGCGGCAGCGGCAGCGGCAGCAGCGGUGUGGGAGGCGCUAGGCGGCGGGGAUCCGGGCUGUCCGGGGCAGCUGCUCCUUGGGGGGCGCCGCCCCCGCCACCUCUGCCUGCGCCAGGGCCUCGCAGGCCGGGCCCAGCGCUUCUGGCACCUCCUGUUUUCAUCUUCCCAUCUCCCGCCUUGGCCGACGGGGAGACCCGGACCUCGGCCGUCCAGGUUUCCCCAGGGCCGCAGGAAGCCCCUCAGCUGCCGCUGCCACCGCCGCCUCCUCCGCUCCCCCCGCCGCCUCCGCCGCCGCCAGCUCCCCCGGCGUCUGCUUUGCCCGAAGUACCUCCUGCCCCGGUACCCGCGCCGACUCCGGCAGUGCAGUCACCCCGGGCUGCGGGGCCUCCGUCACCGGCCCCCGCCAAGCCGCGGACCAAGAAGAACAAGGGUCCGCGGGCCGGGAGGGGCGGCACCGCAAGGGAGGAAGGCGCAAGUGGUGAGGGUCCCCGCGACCGGGCGGCGCCGGGCCCCGGGCAGCCAGCGGAGAGCGGCGGCCCACCCCCAGCUCGACACUGGCCGCCCUUCCAGGUGCUCAGCUCCUGCCCCUGCAAGUGCUACUGUCGGCACCAGCCCCGGCACCGCCGGCUGCCCCGCAACGUCUCGGCCUGGCUGAGCACCCCCACCAAUCAUCUGAGCGAACCCCCCUGGGUGGCCACAGUCAAGCUGGCUGGCUCCUUAGUGGCAGGGCUGGAUCACUAUGACCUGCAAGCAGCUGAGGCAGACUAGGGAUGGGGGCCUGAGCCCAUCUCCUAUCCCCCAAUAAAAGACCGGAGUCUCCCA
This is a messenger RNA of Monodelphis domestica (gray short-tailed opossum), 2247 nucleotides long. It is a transcript of the gene GGN, whose product is annotated as gametogenetin. The record is from RefSeq and is a predicted model, not a curated record. Gene Ontology annotation, biological process: double-strand break repair; gamete generation. NCBI's taxonomy places the organism in Eukaryota, Metazoa, Chordata, Mammalia, Didelphimorphia, Didelphidae. Gene Ontology annotation, molecular function: ubiquitin protein ligase binding.